Molecule: messenger RNA, 414 nt
Organism: [Candida] anglica
Lineage: Eukaryota; Fungi; Ascomycota; Pichiomycetes; Serinales; Debaryomycetaceae
Source: the annotation of a GenBank genome assembly
AUGGACUCCGGAAAGAGUAUCCCUAUAAAUACAAUUGCAAGGUUGUUCCAAACAGUAUCUUUUCAGGAAGAAAAUACUCGGAUUACUGGGAAAGCCUUACAACUUUCAGCAGAAUACAUUCGUCUUUUCACCGAAGAAGCGAUAUUACGAGCUUUACAAGAACAAGAGGCAGAAGAAUCGCUUACCAAAGUAGAUGGGAUCGAUAAUAUUAACAGUCAAAAACUUCUCGAAAGUCAGCAUGAAGGAACAGAGGCAAAAGUUGUUGAUUCACAAAGUGAUGAAGAAAUGGAUGCACUUGAAGAAGAUACUCAACGUGGAGUAAAUGCAUAUAAUUCAGAAGUGGAUUUGGGAAAUGAUGUUCUUGAUACAAGACAUUUGGCAAAGGUUGCCGGGAUAUUGGUUUUAGAUUUUUAG